Molecule: messenger RNA, 4550 nt
Organism: Felis catus (domestic cat)
Lineage: Eukaryota; Metazoa; Chordata; Mammalia; Carnivora; Felidae
Gene: PRR5L
Product: proline rich 5 like
Exons: 9
Coding region: 1049-2152 (367 amino acids)
Biological process (GO): TORC2 signaling
Cellular component (GO): TORC2 complex
Source: RefSeq, a predicted model, not a curated record
GCUGGCGUUGUCGGCUCAGCAACCGCUCUGGAUUGAGAACGAAAUCGCCGUGGACUCCGGUCACAGGCUUGCGGGGCGCGGGCAGGGGGUGCGUGGGGACAGCGUCACAUUUGGGGGCAGCCGGAUGGGGACCCCCGUGCGGUUAAGGAUCCUCGGAUCCCACGCAGCAGGCGGGCGUAGAGUACCGAACGGGCGACCCCCGAGUUGAGGCGGGGGGAAGCGGUGCCCAGCGUCUGCAGCUUAGCGCGGGUUGGGGGCGGGGGGAUGCCGCCGACCGCGGGACCCAGGCUGGGCCAAGAGAUCGAAAAAGAAAGUUUGCUUGCUUGCCUCUCUAGUUGUCCCUCGGCCCCAGGGUGCAAAUCUAAAGAGCUGCCCCGGCUGGGGCGCGGGCGAUUGGGAGCCCAGGAACAGCCCAUCUUUUCCUGCGGUCCCCCUUUUGCAGAAGCAGGCGUGGGAGGGAGGACAGCCGUUUUGUCCCGCGGGCCACUGGGCUCCGCCGACUGGGGCGGGCCGGGGCGCAACCCGCGGGACACCCGGCUGGGGCGGGCGGCUGUCGGCGUCAGCCGCACCCCGGUUCCGCGUCGGCUUUCCAGCCCGCCCUCUAUUUGGCGAGGCUUUCUCCUGCGCGCCUACUGUGCGCACGCGGGCUGCCCCCUGCGCGCUGGGGGGCGCUCUGCAGCCUCGGCUCCCGGGGCCGCGACCCUCCCUCGCCGCCCUCUGCCCCUGUUCCCGAGGGCGGGCGCCCCGGGUCAGAUCAGGCUGUGUGCUUGCAAACUGUGCUUCAGGAAUCGGUUCUGGGGUACCUCCCUGUUUGGCAACAGGGUUUUUCCCCUGUUGUAGCCAGCCCCUGCCCUCGGUCACAUGCCGCCGCCUCUUCCUCCGCGGUGCCGGGAGCCCGCGUUUUGUUUGUCAGCAGUAAAGCGGUGUGGGCUAAGUUUGUGGUUUUAAGAAAGCCUGAGGGCCGGAAGGCAGCCCUGGAAGAAGCCCCUGCCCGUGGGCUGUUGGAACCUUGUGGUGCAGAGGAGAAGCCGUCCCCUCCUCCGGACUUAUGACCCGUGGCUUCGCGCCCAGUGUGCCCACCGCGUUCCACGAGAUGGGCUCCUUCCGCAGGCCCCGGCCACGCUUCAUGAGCUCCCCGGUGCUCAGCGAUCUGCCCCGCUUCCAAGCCACGCGGCAGGCCCUGCAGCUGAGCUCCAGCUCGGCCUGGAACAGUGUGCAGACUGCCGUGAUCAACGUCUUCAAAGGGGGUGGCUUGCAAAGCAACGAACUCUAUGCACUGAAUGAAAACAUCAGGAGGCUGCUGAAGAGUGAACUUGGAUCAUUCAUUACAGACUAUUUCCAGAAUCAGCUUCUUGCCAAAGGCCUGUUGUUUGUGGAGGAGAAGAUUAAGCUGUGUGAAGGUGAAAAUCGCAUUGAGGUUCUGGCUGAAGUGUGGGACCACUUCUUCACUGAGACUCUCCCCACCCUGCAGGCAAUAUUUUAUCCAGUUCAGGGCCAGGAGCUGACCAUCCGCCAGAUCUCUCUGCUGGGCUUCCGCGACCUGGUCCUGCUGAAGGUGAAGCCGGGCGACUUGCUGCUGGCCCGGUCCCAGCCGCCCUCAUCCAUUGUCCAGAUGUUGCUCGUCCUGCAGAGUGUUCACGAGCCCACAGGCCCAAGUGAGGGUUAUUUGCAGCUGGAGGAACUGGUGAAGCAAGUGGUGUCUCCGUUCCUCGGCAUCAGUGAGGACCGCGGUGUCUCGGGUCCCGCGUUUAUGUUGGCGAGACGCCACUCCAGGGUCCGGCCCAAGGUGGCUGUCCUGAACUACGCCUCCCCAACGACCACCGUCAGCCGGCCGCCGAAUGAGACGGCUCUGACCCCUCUGACGGAGCAAGAGGGGGAGGCCUACCUGGAGAAGUGUGGCAGCGUCCGAAGGCACACGGUGGCCAACGCCCACUCAGACAUCCAGCUGCUGGCCAUGGCCACCAUGAUGCACUCAGGCUUAGGCGAGGAGCCUGGCGGUGAGGACAAGUGCCUGCUCCUGCCGCCCAGCUUCUCCCCACCCCACCGACAGUGCUCCAGUGAGCCCAACAUCACCGACAGCCCUGAUGAGCUGGAGGAGGUGACAGGGGGCAGCCAGGGGGACUCUGAGCUGAACUGUGCUUCCCUCGGCUGAAUGCCCGCCUCUGGGACUUCCCAGCUCCGGCCUGGUCACCAACACGAGGACCGCCCCAUCCCCAGGGGCUCACCAAGGGGCUCUUCCUGCGGGUGACGCUGCCCGUGUCAGGCCUAGCCCAAGUGCCCUAGUGGAAAUCCCGGGUGUGAACCUCUCUGUUUUUGUGACUAUGACCAUCUCUUUACAGCCACACAGACCCAACUGCCUAAUGUUCACUUUCUGCUUGCCUGACUCCAGACCCCCCCCCUGGGAUUUUCUCCCAGAUGGUGGACUGUCCGACGCUCCCAAUGAUGCAGCCCAGGGCCCCCCUGGCGUUAUGAUAGCAGGAGGUCGGCUGAGCCACACACAGAGCCAGAGAGGAUGCGUCGGCCUCUGGGGUUCCCCGUUAGGUUCUUGUGAUGCGGGGCUCACAGGUGAGAACAGGUAGUGGAGGGGUGUCCUUCCCGCCUAGUCUGUGGGGAGUGGAAGGAGGCAGCAGCCCGACCAAGCACGACUCUGGGAGUGUACCUUCCUUGUUUUAGUUUCACAAUUACUGGAAAGAGUUGCCCCCCUCACGCGGGUGAGGGCCAUUCUCACCCGGAUCCAGAUCCUACCUGCCACCUUUGCCUUUUGGCCCAGGAGGGCUUCGGGGCUGGGGAAGUCCCCUCUUUGACAAAGCCUCAGCAUUUCCCUCUCAGGCCUCCCCACCAAGCUCAAGGAACUAACCUCCUGGGUGGAGUAGCUGGUGCCUUCAUUCCUCUUUCAUUUCAGACACUGAGCAUUUUCCUGUUGUGGGUGAGGGGCCAGCUGAUAACCAACCAAUUAGUCUGUUCCUGGAUUUGACUUGAAUUUUGUAAAUGUGCAUCGUUUCAAAAGGAAGUGUUUGCAAAUAUUUGCACGUAGGAUCUUGCACUGCUCAUUUCCAGUGGGGUGUGUCCUCAAACUAGAAAAUAGCCCCCCCCCAGGAAAGGAGUCUGGAAGUUGUUCAGGGCGCAGGGGAUCCGUGGUGGGCAGGGCUCAUCAGCUGCUGAGCGCCGGAAGCCACUGGACUUGAAUCCAGAACGGCCUGUGUUUGUGAGUGUCACGGUCGACAGCACUGAGGCUGGGAGCCUCACUUUGCCUCGUGAGCAGAGGGUGGCAGCAAAUGGAAUGUCUCAAUGCUUCACCAUAGAGGGAGAUGGGGGAAAUGUGGGCAGGACCUUUUGGAGAGCUGUUCAUUCCCUGUGAUUAAAGAAAUGCCAGAAGUGCCUGGAAUUUCUAACAUCUGAGCUCUCAAAAUGCUAUUUGGGGCAGCAGGCUUUGGUACUGUGCUGAAUCCUUAACGCUGCUCCCCCAGGUCUGGGCUUUUGAUCCACCUAGAACCCCUGUUCUUCUCUUUGUAUCUGCCUGGUGGCCUCACUGGUAACGCAUCCCGAAAAGCGAGAAGGAUCCCCUGAACCCUUCUGGCACCUUUUAGGUGUGCUGUUGGUCUUUGGAAACUGUUUAUGAAGUCUCAGAGACAGGAGCCAGCUUGGCCUCCAGUAUGGCAGGAGGAGGCUGGGAGAGGACGAGGACAGUGUAAGCUGCCAGCAGGGGAAGAGGCCUUCUAAGCACAUCGAAGCCUUGAUGGCACAUCCCUUCUGGGUGAAGAUCUGGAACGUGACCAGAGUCAUGCUUUUUUGACGGCUUCUGAUUUGGAAACUUUAAGAAGUUGUCUCAUUUUUAUUCUUCUAAGAGAGGGUGGAAGAGAAGUGUCCAAAGGAGGUCUUCUGAGAAUUUCAAACAAAAAAUUAUCUCUGUGUAUGUGUUGGAUAAAGUCCACAAAUUGACUAACGUGCGUUAGCAAAUAGAACGUCAGUAAGUAACAACAUGAUGAUUUAUUUAACUGAUGGUGUGUGUCCUUACUGGUACACUUGGCACUUGGGACUAGUAUUUAUUGAUCCAGGCAAGGUAAUUAAUCAGGCUUGGGUUUGCUUUUUAGUUUACAACGUUCAAGAUCUAUAUGCUUUUAAAUGCCUUGUCCGUAUACUAAAUGCCCCUGAUGAGGACAGCAGUCAUCGGUUAAACAUGUCAGCUCUUAGGAUGAGAAUGGGAGUGUCAGUCCAGACCCACUGUACUUACUUGCUGAUGACUGUUAGCCAGUUUACAACUUCACCUUUGAUGUACCUGCCUGAUCUCGUACUGUAAAUAUUUCAGACUACACACACCAUUUUGUUGAUGCUUAUGGGCAUUUUAGCCAUCUGAGCUACGGCAAGAGUGAUGGCUGUGUUUGCAACCACUUUUUUGCCCCUUUAGAAGAUGAAGCUAGAAUCUUCCAGUGGCUGAGUUCUAAUGACAGGAAGCUAACACGACUCGGAGCUCUGAGUGAGCUCACAAACCAAAAACCUUUCAUGUUGCCUGUUUCCAAAAUAGAUUCAAUAAACGUCAUUUUGUACACGUC